Messenger RNA from Microthlaspi erraticum, 1236 nucleotides. The record is from the annotation of a GenBank genome assembly. Lineage: Eukaryota; Viridiplantae; Streptophyta; Magnoliopsida; Brassicales; Brassicaceae.
AUGGAUGGAAGUGGAACAGAUAAUAAUGAAGAUAGGCUGAGCAGCUUCCCAGAUUAUGAGGAUAGGCUGAGCAGCUUGCCAGAUUCUUUGCUAGAUGAGAUACUCUUGAAUCUCUCGACAAAGAAUGUGGUUAGAACUAGUGUCUUAUCGAGGAGAUGGGGAAAUCUCUGGAGAUGUGUACCUGGUUUGGACUUGAGCUGUGAUGAUUUCCGGGAAUACAACACUUUUGUGAGUUUUGUCGAUAGGUUUCUAGGUUUUAACAGCGAGUUGUGCAUAGAAAAUUUCAAGUUAAAGCAACAGUUAGAUAGUGCUCAUUUCACGCGGUGGAUCAACGAUGUUGUUAAGCGGAGAGUUAAACAUUUGUCAGUUAUUUCCUAUCGUUGGAGGAUCAAUGAAGUCCAUAUACCUUCAACAGUUUACACUUGUGAGAGCUUGGUAACCUUGGAGCUCCGUUACGUAAUCUUGCCUGAUCCCAAGUCUGUGUUUUUACCUUGUCUCAAAGAUAUCUCUCUCGUUCGAGUUAAGUUUGCAAACGAUUUGGCUUUCGAAAGGCUCAUCUCAGGCUCUCCACUUCUCGAUAGAUUUAUCUCUAGUGAUGAUCAAUGCAUGUGGCAAUGUAAAGUGUUUACGCUACGCUACCUCAAGCUCUCUGACUAUGAUACAACAUGUGUCCCAUGUUUCAUAGUAAAAGAUCUUGGAUCCCUUGUUAAGGUGGAUAUGGAUAUUGUGUUUAAGCUGGGUUAUGGAAGGAGUUUCGAUCCGAAUGAUCUACCAAAGAUUAACAUGAUCCGUGAUUUCUUCAAAGGGAUCUCCACUGCUAAAGAUAUGGUCAUCUCUUCACGUACCCUCGAGGUCAUUUAUGAAUCUUACCUAAGAUGUCAACCACUGCCACUAUUUCUCAACCUAUCUUCCAUGCGUGUCACCGAUUACAAGUGGCAAAUGUUACCAGCUUUUCUUGAGAGCUUCCCGAAUUUAAAAUCUCUCGUCGUGAAAUCUAGUGGAGACGUGGAGAAGAAGGAAGGAAUUAGUACUUUAUCUGGACGUCCAUGUUUCCUAUCAUCUCUUGAGUAUGUUGAGAUAGAAAGGUCAUUGGCGGGGUUAGUGACUUAUUUUCUUGAGAACUCAACACUAUGUUUGGAUGAUUCCAGAAAGGAAGGUGAACCUGUCAUCCUCAAAAGACCCCUUAUACCACUCCAAGAUUCUCUGCCUCGAGAAAUUGACUCUGUUCUUGGAUAA